This is a messenger RNA of Seriola dumerili (greater amberjack), 2345 nucleotides long. Its product is annotated as cytosolic 5'-nucleotidase 1A-like. Gene Ontology annotation, molecular function: magnesium ion binding; 5'-nucleotidase activity; nucleotide binding. Bases 103 to 1188 code for a protein of 361 amino acids. Gene Ontology annotation, biological process: nucleotide metabolic process; adenosine metabolic process. Gene Ontology annotation, cellular component: cytoplasm; cytosol. NCBI's taxonomy places the organism in Eukaryota, Metazoa, Chordata, Actinopteri, Carangiformes, Carangidae. The transcript is spliced from 6 exons. The record is from RefSeq and is a predicted model, not a curated record.
CCUGGCUUUCCCUUACUACAUUUCCGCAAAGUUUUUAAUCUACCGCUGCCUCACCUUGUUAGAAGAUUGUUUAGGUUUCAGGAAACACAGGAAAUUAUAAAAAUGAGUGAAAUUAAACCAAACGACGAAGUUGCAAAUGACGACAACGGAGAGGAGAAAGACUGGGCUGCGGCCAAAGCUUUCUUUGACAACCUCAAAACAAAAGUACCGAGACCUCCCAAACCCCGGUUCGCUGUCACCAUCGCCGUCUCCUCUCGCACCCUCUUCAACAUGGUGGCAGAGAGGAAGAUCUUUGAGGAAGAAGGAGUGGAGAAGUACGUGGCUCAUCAGGUGGAGCAUGAAAGCGAGCCCCUGAAACCAGGAGCUGCUUUCCCCUUCGUCAAGGCGUUGAUGAACGUCAACUCUCGACUGAGGGAACUCUACCCAGACAGCGAGGAGCUGUUUGACAUCGUCUUAAUGACUAACAACCAUGCCCAAGUCGGAGUGCGCCUCAUAAACAGCAUUAAUCACUAUGAGUUGACCAUAGAGAGAUUCUGUAUGACGGGAGGGAAAAGUCCCAUAGGUUACCUGAAGGCCUACAUGACGAACCUUUACCUCUCCAAGGACUCAGAGAAGGUCACAGAGGCCAUAGAGGAAGGAAUUGCCGCAGCCACAAUGUUUAUGCCGAGCACAGAGACUCAGUUGAGCGACACUCAGCUGAAAGUGGCGUUUGACGGCGACGCCGUCCUCUUCUCAGACGAGUCAGAGAUCAUUGUGAAGAAACACGGCCUGGACACUUUCUUUGAGCAUGAGAAGCAGUAUGAGAACAAACCUCUCGCUCAGGGACCCUUAAAGUGUUUCCUGGAGGCUCUGGGGAAGCUCCAGAGAAAAUUCUACACCAAGAACGAGCGUUUGAACUGUCCCAUCCGAACCUACCUGGUCACAGCCCGCAGUGCUGCCAGCUCGGGGGCUCGUGUCCUGAAGACCCUCCGCAGCUGGGGCCUGGAGAUCGAUGAGGCUCUGUUCCUGGCGGGGGCUCCAAAAGGGCCCCUGCUGCAGAAAAUUAGGCCGCACAUCUACUUCGACGACCAGAUGUUCCACAUUGAGGGGGCCAAGGAGAUGGGAACCAUAUCUGCACAUGUCCCCUAUGGGAUCGGACAGAAGUACCACAAGGGGAAACUCAUUGAGCAGCCCGCCAAAAAGGAAUAACUUCACAUAGCAGUUAAAAUAUUAACUUUGCACUGUUUUCACCUGCGUAAGAAGAGAGUUACUCCAGAUUUAAAAAUUGUAUGCAGGAAAAUGAUCUGUUAUAAAAAUAUUUUUUUGAGGAUUGAGGUAAUGAAUUGGUGACGCAGUCUACAAGGUUUCCUAAUUUGGGAUGUUUUAUAAAGUGUUUUUUUUAUGAUGGGUAUUAUUGAUGAGUGGAGGAAUGUAUUUUCAAAGCAAGAGUUACACUAGGUGCCAUACACUAUUUCACUUAAUGCCGUUUUGGAAGAGAAGCACCAGAUGUAUUACCUGGCAGUGCUUUUUAACCAUGCUAUAUCUGUGUACCUUUUUUUUUAAAGGAAUAACCAUGUCUCUCAUUUACAUUGGAGUUUAUGUUGGGGUUUUUUUAUACCACAAACACGUUUAUUUUAUUUAUCUUGGUUCUUGGCUGUUGGUUCUUGGCAUAUAUGACCAGGAUGGGAGAAUAUAUCUGCUGUAGUAGUUGGUUUUUUUUCCUGCAUUGGAUCUUUUAUUAUCAGCAGCCAGUUUGAGGGUAAAUUUGUCUAGCCAAAAUUUUCCAACAUUUUUGGUGUCUGGAUGUAAUCUUGCACAUUUAAUGGGACUCGUUACCAUAUGGGCUUUAUGUGUAAAAGGGACCUUUAUUAGGGUAGAGGCUUGCAAGGAAAACUGAAGCUGUCUGUCUUACUUACUGUCUCUAGUGUUGGUGCACACACUCUAUAGAAAAUGUCUACUUUUUAUUUUUCCUCAAAUUUUCAGUCAUGUUCUGUGAGUUGUUUACACUUUUAAACUGUAUCUGUAUAUCAGGCAGCGCACUGUAACUACACUUUGCUAUCAUGUUAUGCUUUUCUUUAUAGGAGUGACUACAUAAUAUAUGUUUGUAGAUUCUUUGUGUCUUUCAUAUUACAAAAAUAGCUUGAAAACUAGGAAUAACUAAAUGUCAUCUUGGAGUUAAACAGUUACACUCAUUUGUAAAUUUUAAUAUCAAGACUGGUAAUAUUUCUAGAUUGAUUAUAUUCAUGUCGUGGUAACAAGGUAACAUGAUUUUUGUACUACUUUAGCUUUCUUGGUUCAGAUUUCUCUCAAAGUGUUUUGAGCACAGAGUUUGUAGAAGACAAAUAAAGGAAUGUGGAGGAAAACCA